AUGGCUCCAGGUGCCGCCCAGAAUCAACGAGGCAUUGCAAUAACUGGUUUCAUCACCGCACUCUCGGUCGCCGUCUUGCUCUUCCUGAUCCAGAUCGCCGUGUUCCUGUAUUUGAGAAGACAGCAUCAUCUGACUCAUAUAUACAAACCCAAAGCGAAUUCCAACCCGCCGAAGGCGAAACAACUGCUUCAGCAGGUGAUCAGAUUUCCCGAUAAGACAAUCCCCGAAGAAACAAUCAAAGAAUGGGAAGGUUCUGAUGCAUACUACUUCCUUCGAUACCUCAGGACCCUUCUUAUGACGUUCUUACCUAUCUCUCUUGUCGUCGUCCCUAUUCUCAUACCAUUAAACUACUCGAAUGGCAGGGGACAAGACCUUGAUCCCUCUUCCCGGGAAUCAUCGGCAGUAGGGACUUGGCAAGUCAUGGGGCUUGAUACACUGGCUUUUGGUAAUAUAAAAAGUUCUAAUACGGAUCGCUAUACGGCACAUCUCGUGUGCGCCGUGCUUGUCAUCGUGUGGUUCUGUUGUGUGUCAUUGACGGAGAUGAGAGAGUAUGCACGGAAACAACGGCAUGCUACCUCGCCCACGAAUAGGAUAUCACAAGACCAGCACGGCCUAAUAAAUACCUUUAAACCUGUUGUUGAAACAGUCAGAGAUGUACACCGCCUGCUGCGCAAAAGAGACGAAGCUCUAGAUAAGUUCGAGUCAGCAGCCAUCUCUCUGAUCAAGGGAAAAUCGACUUUUAAGGUAUACUUCAAAGCACAGCUAUACGGCGGUUUGUUUCGGCGCUUGGAGAGCGAUAUCGAAACGAAGAUUAUGGCAUUGGACGGUCUUGAAGAGCUGUGCGCGGGGAAGACGGCUCGUCAACCGUGCGAGCUCUGCGCGGGGAACAGGGAUGGUCAACCGCGUCAGCCAUGCGAGAGAAAGGCGGAUGGUAAACCGUGUGAACGGUGCAUCGCAGUGAAAUCCGCAUGGCAGAACAUUUUGUGGAGCAACGUUGGCCGCCCUAGGUGGCAAAAAUGGAUUCGCACCGCAUUUGUGGCCUUUAUCUUGACUGCGAUGAUUGCGCUGUGGGCGAUACCCGUGUCCUGGACGGCAGCCCUGAGCCAGCUCGACACCUUAAUCCGCAACAAGGACUUGCGGUCCUUUUUCCUGCAGCAUAGAACAUUAAGGACGUUGGCUGUGUCUGUAGCGGGAGUUUUACCUGGAGUAGCGCUUACUUUGAUGCUUAUGCUGAUACCUCCUCUGCUUGAGUGUCUGUCUCGGAUACAGGGAUCUACAUUGAGGUCUCAACAAGCCGCCUUCGUCCAACGAUUCUACUUCGUCUUCCUCUUCGUGCAGAUGUUUUUGGUAGUUUCUAUCGCCUCGUUCUUCUCUUCAUCCUUGAACCAGUUCCUGGAAAACAUUGAAGCUGGUUUCUAUCGCCUCGUUCCUCUCUUCAUCCUUGAAUCAGUUCCUGGAAAACAUUGA
Molecule: messenger RNA, 1467 nt
Organism: Metarhizium robertsii ARSEF 23
Lineage: Eukaryota; Fungi; Ascomycota; Sordariomycetes; Hypocreales; Clavicipitaceae
Exons: 2
Coding region: 1-1467 (488 amino acids)
Cellular component (GO): plasma membrane
Molecular function (GO): calcium-activated cation channel activity
Source: RefSeq, a predicted model, not a curated record